UGUAUGAUUUGGUCUUGUAGCUGAUGCUAUGAUGGGCGAAUAAAGAUAAAUAGCUCGUCAUUGUCUCCCGACAACACUGAGCUAAGAACAAUAUUGCACUGACCACGACAGUCCAUGAUAGAUAAGCGGUAUGUCAAACACUUGUACAAAACUCUCGACAACCGGCUUGUCUCGGAGGAGUUCUCCGGCGUACCAUAUUGAGGAGUCCUCGGCCCCCUUGGAGGAGUUUCCACUGGACUCGCCAGUAACUGCAAGCGGCCACGUUGCGACAUGGGUUCUCUACUUCGGAUAUCUGGCAUGGAGAGUGAAGCUCACUUGGGAGCUUUCUGUUCCUAGCCUCGCGGUCUGGUGUUUCCUGUGGCUCAAUGUCUUGAUGGAGGUGAUCAGCAUUGGAUCGGACUUUGUGUCGCGGUUCGAGACUCUUCUGUAUAUCCCAUUCGGGCGCAGACCCGUUCAUCGUCCAUCAUACUACUUACAUGGAGAGACUGCCCCGGCUGUGGAUGUAUGUAUCACCUGUUGCGGAGAGGAUCUGGACGUGAUCAUGGAUACCGUGGCGGGGGCAGCCUCACAGAGUUACCCGCGAGAUCGCUUCCGUGUGUUCUUGCUAGAUGACGCGAAAAGCUCGGCACUGGAAGCCGCAGCCAACCGUUUCAACAGUAAACGGCCCAAUGGCUUUCAGAAUGUCACCUAUCUGGCCCGGAAGAAGCAAACAGGCGUCCCGCAUCACUACAAGGCAGGAAAUCUCCGGUAUGGACUGGCAGAGAGCGCUAGAAGAGGUGGAGGCGCCGAGUUCGUGGCAGCAUUAGAUGUCGACAUGAUCCCCGUUAAGGACUGGCUUCGGCGUGUCGUGCCUCAUUUGCUCCGGGAUCAAAAUGUAGCAAUGGCUAUUCCACCGCAGCGGUUCUACAAUACCCCGAAGGGCGACAUGCUAGGGCAAGAUACAAAUGUGUUCGCAAGCUUGACAGAGCCGAUGAAUGAUAGCUUAGGUGGUACUUGUUGCACCGGGUCUGGCUACGUUUGCCGGCGCAAGGCUCUGGAUAGUAUUGGAGGGUGGCCUCUGCAGAAUGCAGGAGAAGAUAUCCUAUGUGCCUGGCUUCUAACCUCUCAAGGCUGGGACCUUACCUUUGUGAAAGAUGAGGUACAGUUCGGACUGGCUCCCGAUUCUCUGGCUGCCUGGUUCAAGCAGCGUGCUCGUUGGACUGACGGCAACAUCCUUUCAUACCGGAACCUUGGCUGGUUCCUGUCAAACAAUGACUUUGGUAGUCGUAGGACUGCGCUACAGCGUACUCUGGGACUAUGUCACGUUGCGAAGACCUACAUUGCUCUUCCCAACAUGGUAUUCAUUCUCCUUCUGCCUUUGGCUUUAUACCCAGUCGAAUGGACCGGCGCGGAAUUGCCCGAGUCAUGGAGGCAUAACUUAGGUCAAUGCUAUCUCAUGUUCCUUUUUGCCACAUUGCUGCAGAAAUUCUGUUACGCCCGUAUCCACAAGGAUGUCAGCGUCAAAGCCGCCAAAAACCACCAAGCGAAUCGAUUCUGGAAUACUCCAUUAAACACCGCACGUAUCAUCCGCUCCUGGAUCCCCGGAAACAUCGUGAGCUUCGAAAUUACAGGCACGGUGGUAUCCUCCAUUAACGAGCGCUCCGCCACGCACCGGAAACCACUAUGGACCCGUCUUCUGAACUCUAUGGUCUUGAUGUAUGUGGGAUGGAUUGUCUACGCGAUCAUACUACUACUGUGGCGGUGCGCGGCCUACACCACUACGCCAACGCGAGAGCUUAUUCCCCCGAGUCCUGCGGUCGUCGUUUUCCUGUUCUCUUCUGUGAUGAAAUUAUCCAUUCCGGUGCAAUAUAUGGCAUGGCCACCAACUGUACCGAAGAGACGACAGCUCCUGAAUAAGGAUGUCGACGGGGUGUACCGAGCACCUGAGGCUAAGAAAGUAAAUCGCUGUGCGAAUAGUAAGGUGAGCUGGAAAGACAUGGUUGAGGUAGUCAUCGUGGCAUAUGGGGCUUUGAGCCUCCUUUGA
This is a messenger RNA of Aspergillus melleus, 2023 nucleotides long. RefSeq lists its product as uncharacterized. The transcript is spliced from 4 exons. Bases 131 to 2023 code for a protein of 630 amino acids. The record is from RefSeq and is a predicted model, not a curated record. Lineage: Eukaryota; Fungi; Ascomycota; Eurotiomycetes; Eurotiales; Aspergillaceae.